Messenger RNA from Dendronephthya gigantea, 2095 nucleotides. RefSeq names its product protein Red-like. The transcript is spliced from 22 exons. Gene Ontology annotation, cellular component: nucleus. The record is from RefSeq and is a predicted model, not a curated record. Gene Ontology annotation, biological process: mRNA splicing, via spliceosome. NCBI's taxonomy places the organism in Eukaryota, Metazoa, Cnidaria, Anthozoa, Malacalcyonacea, Nephtheidae. Bases 81 to 1739 code for a protein of 552 amino acids.
GAAGAAAAUACAAAAUGAUCUAAAUUUUUACAGUUGUGGAGGAGUUUUAUUAUCUUAUCGUAUAAACUGCUACUUGUAAGAUGCCUGAAGGUACAGAAGUCUUUUCAAAUCCCUAUGCCCCGUCUGGUAGUACAUUGGGCAUGGAUUCGAUGGAAGAUGAGGGUCCUGCUCUUACUAAUGAUGACUUCAGAAAACUGCUAAUGACACCAAGAGCAGCUGCUCCUGAUGUUGCCCCACCAUCUGCAAGUGUUGCUAAAUUAAAAGCACAAAGCAAAGUAUAUAAUGAACAUGAAAAUCCUGCUUCGCUAAGAAGAAAAAGGAAAAGCCAUUAUGCAAAAUUGAAGAAAAUUGAAGAAGAGAGAGAAAAAGAACUAGCAGCAAAGUACAGGGACAGGGCACGUGAAAGACGAGAUGGAUUCAAUCCAGAUUAUCAAGGAACAGAUGUGAAUCUUAAAGCAUCAGGAGAUUAUAAAGCAGUUGGUCCAACAGUUGAGGCAACAAAUACUGCAGCUGAAAUGAGAAAAAGGGCAAUUCAAGAAAGCAAAUUUUUGGGAGGUGACAUGGAACAUACACAUUUGGUGAAAGGUCUUGAUUUUGCCUUGUUACAAAAGGUGCGGAGUGAAAUUACAGCACAAGAAUACACAGAUGAGGAUUUGAUGAAAAAAGGAAAACAUAAACCUAAGAAUGAAAAAAGUAAACAAAUUGAAGAAAUUGAAGAUGAUGACGACAGUGAUGAAGAUGAUGAAAUGGAAUUUUCAACAGUGAUGGGACAAAAAAUCUACAAAUCAAUUUUUAAGAGCAGACCAGCUGACAAGAACGAACUUUUUCAACCCGGUAGAAUGGCUUACGUGUUCGAACUGGAGGAUGAAUAUGCUGAAAGUGACAUCCCAACCACCUUAAUAAGGAGUAAAGCUGAUUGUCCUGGAAUGGAGGCUCAAACGACAUUGACAACAAAUGACAUUGUUAUCAAUAAAUUGACACAAAUCCUGUCUUACCUCAGACAAGGCAUGCGGGGAAAGAAGAUGAAGAAAAAGGAAAGAGGUAAAAACAAGUCUGGAAUGGAUGAUCCGAAUGAUCAAAGAUAUCGAGGAAAAGUUCAAGGUUUAGACAGUAUUUACGAAGAUAUUGCUGAGUAUAACCCAGAUCACAACUCCCGAGAUAUCAAGAAAUCUAAAGAUGUGAAGAAAGAUAAACAUAACUACUUUGAGAAGCCCAUUCAUGGAGAAAGAAAUGUCGACGAUUCCAGAAAACCAGAAAUUUCGGCUAAAGAUUUCGCAAAGAGCGUCACAAAGCAGUUCAGUGACAAGGUUGUGUCAGAGCAAAAAGACAAGAAAAAAUCUGGCAAACAGAAAUCAAAAGAAAAUUACGAUCAUUACAGUGAAUGCUAUCCAGGAGGAAUGGACGCAGACUAUAACUAUGACAGUGAAGAAGAAGUGGAUUAUUCAAAAAUGGAUAUGGGAAACAAGAAGGGUCCGAUCAAAAGAUGGGAUUUUGAGACUGAAGAAGAUUAUAAUGCUUACAUGGAACACAGAGAAGCAUUACCAAAAGCUGCUUUCCAGUUUGGAGUAAAAAUGAGUGAUGGAAGGAAGACAAGAAGGACAGGUCCAAAAGAUGAGAAGGCGAAAUUGGACAGAGAUUGGAACAAAAUCAGUCAGAUAAUCUCAAAACGAAAAAGUGAUGGAGAUGAUCACGAGAGGUCACGAAGCAAACAAGAGAGCAAGAAGUCAAGAAUGUAUUGAUGUGCAUAUAUUGUAAUUAAACCAACUGGGGUAAUACAUGUGUAGCUUUUGUCCAAAUAUUAUUAAACUUAAUAUUAAUUAAUUAAGGAAAUGUGGACAUCUUGCUGGUUAGAUUCAGGUUUGAAUUCACCAUUGAAAUAUUGUUGUCCCCACUCAAAAUGCUGACCAAAUACUCUAAAUACAAUGCAGUUUUUUGUAUUAAUGGUAAUUAUAAAAAUAAUUAUUGUUACAAUAACUUGACCUAUUCACUCAUUACAUCUACAGCCAUCUUAGAGGUGAUUAAAGAUGAGUGCACAAACUAAAAGCUAUUGUUAUAAUAAUGCAAUCUAUUCACACAUACAAAUUUUAUUGGUUUA